AAGAGCCUCGCCAACCGACGCACGCUCACAGUUGCCGUUCGGUCGCGAAUCGGUGCAGACCGUCUUUUCCCGUAGCUCGUCUCUGUGUUCGGUGUGCGCACUCGCGCUCCCUCGUGUGUGUGUGUGUGUCGGUGAGGUGCUGUGUUCCAUUGUGCGGGCCCCUCGGCAGUGCUUCAAGUGGCCAGUGUUUCCGAGACAAUCUGCUGUUUAAAAAUGCACCGCUGGAGCUUAGUGGCGGUCCUGCUGUGCAGCGGCGUGCUGUGCGCGUACGUUUCCCGCUGCCAGGCUGACGGUUCGCACAAGAUGGAGGUCGUCAAGCAGUGGAACCUGCUCAACUACAACUUCCCGUGGGACUACCCGGCCGCCAGCAAAGAGUUCUACAACCCGGAAAAUGUCGUCGCCACCGGGCUGGAGGUAGGGUACGAUCGAAUCUUUAUUGCGACACCGCGCCUUUUCUCGGGCGUACCGGCCACAGUUUCGAGCAUUCCGCGCGGCACCAACGGUGACUCACCGGUGCUGCAAGCCUACCCGGACUGGACGCACCAUCGUGCCGCUACCAAGGAGUACAACUGCUCCGACAUUGGGCUGGUGUCGGUGUACCGGUUGCGUAUCGAUUCCUGCAACCGACUGUGGGCGCUGGACGCAGGUGUGUCCCGUUCGCUGGAAGACUUCGAGGUGACGUGCCCACCGAAAAUUCUCGUGUACGAUCUGCACACCGAUCAGGUGGUACGGCGCAUUGAUUUCCCGCCCGAGGUUGUGCGACGCGAAUCACUGUACACUAACCUGAUCGUGGACGAAACGACGUCCCGGCCGGAGAACAACUGUGACGAUGUGUUCGUGUACAUUACGGACACGGUUGCACCGGGCAUCGUGGUGUACGACAGUGGGAAGGAUCUGACGUGGCGCGUUAGCCAUCCGGCUAUGUAUCCCGAUCCGGACUUUGCCGAGUCGUCCAUUCUGGAGCAUCGGUUCACGCUGAUGGACGGUAUUGUGGGGUUGGCGUUCGACAUGGAAGCGGGUAUCGUGUACUUCCAGCCGUUGGCAACUGAUCGCAUUUUCUCCGUGACCACGGCUGCCCUUCGUGCUGGACCGCUGCCCUUCGGAAAGGAUCUGCCCGUGAAGCUGGUGGGAAGAAAGUCCUCCCAAGGUAUUGGUCUUGGUGCGUCUCCCCGUGGUGGUACCAUCUUCUACUCACCGUUGUCCGAAACGGCCGUCGCUUCCUGGAACCCACGAACAAACGAGCAUCAGAUCCUUGUGCAAGAUCAAGAGAAAAUCCAGUUUGCUGCCGAUCUUCGUACACCGGACCGCGACGGUACCGCUCUCUACGUCCUGACGUCCAAGUUCCAUCGGUUCUUCCUGAAAAAUCUCGACGCCAAUGAGUUCAACACGCGCAUCCUUCGCAUCGAUGGUGUGGCCAUUCCAAGCGGUCAGCUCGCCACCCAAAGCCACUUGCGGCCAACGAUUCCCUACGACACGCUGCACGGAAACGCUUACUAUCACCCUUCUGUCGUACUACCGGUACCGUACAAACCGUUGCCACCGGGACAGAGCAUUGCACUGCCACCGGCCGCUACAACCUCCAACCCGGUGAGCGUGUUUAACUCGCAAAACAUGCCCUUCGGUCAUCACGGGCUUUUCACCAAGCAAUCGUCGUUCGGACACAGCACCAUCCUGGGACAGGGAAAACCAUCGCAACCGUUCUUUUCGCUAAACAACGGUGAAAAGUCAUUCCCACCCUCGAGCAUCGGUUCACGGCCCCAGUACGGAGCAAGCGGUGCACCGAUUUUCGUACCGAAGAUCAAUCAGAACUUUAACGAUCUGAAUCUGCUGCGGUAUCGGAAGAGCGUAAAUGCGACGGCUGUACACUGAGUACACCCCCGGGCGAUGGUCGAUCGUGGAUAAUCGACGUUUGUACAUAGAUUUAGUAGAGGACGUCAUACACACAUGAAGAGAUUUUACAGCAAUAGUGAUUCAUACACUGUGACGAACGACUAGCGCUAGCGAGGCGUUUUCAGGCACGACGAUAAAUGGGAUUAGUAAACGAAACAAACAGCGCCAUUGAAACAGUAACACUGCCCAUAAUUGAUGUAAGGUUCCGUGAGAGGUAACGCAAUAAUACUCAUCGUAAGAUAAGCAUACAACGUUUUUUUCUGUAAAUUGUAUUUAAAAACAUAGUGAAGCUCAUGCUCUGCAACAAUAAAGUAAACCAUCAUUCCAUUCCUCAGUACAAA
This is a messenger RNA of Anopheles stephensi (Asian malaria mosquito), 2231 nucleotides long. RefSeq names its product major royal jelly protein 1. The record is from RefSeq and is a predicted model, not a curated record. Gene Ontology annotation, cellular component: extracellular region. NCBI's taxonomy places the organism in Eukaryota, Metazoa, Arthropoda, Insecta, Diptera, Culicidae. The coding region runs from base 214 to 1869 and encodes 551 amino acids. The transcript is spliced from 4 exons.